Messenger RNA from Lycium barbarum (goji berry), 947 nucleotides. RefSeq lists its product as uncharacterized. The transcript has a single exon. The coding region runs from base 42 to 632 and encodes 196 amino acids. The record is from RefSeq and is a predicted model, not a curated record. Lineage: Eukaryota; Viridiplantae; Streptophyta; Magnoliopsida; Solanales; Solanaceae. Gene Ontology annotation, molecular function: enzyme inhibitor activity.
CCAUUAAUUCUCACCAUUGUUUUUUCUCCUUCUUAAAAUAUAUGCCAAAAGGACAAAAAACAAUGGCUCCUCCAUCAAAAACACUUCUUGUUAUUGCAAUUUCCUUCUUCCUCACAAUCUCUUCUAACGCAUUUGACUAUUCAUUGUCAGCAUCUCAAUCUCCAUCCCCUCUCCCCUCUAUUCAAUCAUCUGUCCCCUCUACUCAAAACUUUGAUGUUCCCCAAAAUGUACCUAAAAUUGAUGUAUCAAGUGAAAAUGUACCUUCAUUUGUGAAAGCAAGUAUGAUUGGCACAAUGGCCAAGACUAAGGAAUUCAUUAGCAAUGUCAUUGAAAAAAGAUUGGCUGUUAGUGCAAACAUGGACCAUUAUACUAAGGAUUGUUUAAAGACAUGCAAGGAGGUUUAUGAAGAGGCAAUUUAUGCCAUGCAGAAGGCAACAGCAGAUGUUAAAGAUGAGGAUUUUUACAAAGCAAAUAUUGAUAUUGGUGCAGUGUAUUCAUUCAUUGAGACUUGUCACGAUUGUGUUAUUGAGACAAAGGAAGAUGACCCUGCCUUCCAAAAUUUCCAAAAGUGGGCACAAGGAAUUGCUAGUGAUUGUCUUCACAAAGUUACUGUGGAAUACUACAAAAAUUGAUAUGGUAUUCAAUUUAGUGUUUAAGUUAUAUACAUUGGGUCAAUCAAAAGAUAUUUACAUGUAAGUCUUUCUGAAAGGGAUCUGUAAUCUUGAAAAUAAGACAAGUCACCUAUUAUAACAGAUAAAGACUACACAAUUGUAGUGUGAAAAAUUGUUACCCUUAUGGUGUAUAUAACCUAAACUUUCAAUAUAUAUUGUCUUGGUCGACAAUGUGACGAAGAAAGGAAGAAUGUGAUAUAUUAUAUCCCUGUUUUUCAAUUUAUGUAUCUUAUUUUUUGGAGACAUAAAUUUAAUAAAUUUUGUAAGUUCUGUUGA